AUAGUAUUUGUGUGCUUGUAAAAAAUAUAAAUGUGCAAUCACAUAGUGAUGAUGAACAAAUAUUUCCUGAAAAAUCUGUUAGGGCGAAUGGAAAUUCAAAUUUAGACUUACAAAAGAAAAGGCUGCUGGAUGAGGAAGAAAGUAUUUCAGAAAGAAAAAGGAGUAAAAUUGAUAAUAAUUUUGUACAAUCUGAUAAACGAAAUGAUAACCAGCAUUCCGAUUUUGAUGAUAAUGAUUUUAUGUUUAAGAAACCAUCUAUGCCGGUCCGUAAAUCAAAUAAGACCCAAAAGCAUAAUGUUACUGAAGUACUUAUUUCUAAAUCAUCACAACAACUUACUCAGAAAAUGAACCAAGACUCUGACAGCCAUACCAAAAAUUUACAAGAUUUAGAUUCAGAUAAUAACAACCAAACAGUAAUUUCUCAAAACAGCAGCGAUGUUUCAAUGAAACCCAGCUUUAUAAAACGGAAACUUUUCACACAAAAAUUAGACCUCCUUGAGAAUAAAAACCUCAAUAGCGAUUUAGCUGCACCAAGUCCUCAGACGAAAUCAAAUGUAUGUAAAGAGAAGAAUAAAACAAGGAAAUUAGUAACAUCCCAAUCGUGUCUCAGUAGAGAUGUUGUAGAUGAUGAAAAUAAUGUUUUGGAUCUGAUACACAAAAUUGUACCAGCCGAUCAAAUGAAUUUAACUACUGCAAGUAAUAAGAGGACGAAUAAAAGUAACAAAGUACCAGAUGAUAAUUGGGAUGUGGCCUCUGUUGUGUCUCAAUGUAACAGUGCUGAUGGUAGCGAUACAUAUACAGAUGAAGAAAUAUUCAAUGUACAUAAUACUAUUAAGAAGAAAGGUGAUACCAAGAAAAAACAAGAAACUAAAGCUAUCAAAACUGCAAUAAGAGAUUGUAAGGUUGUUCUGCAAAAUGUAAUAAAGCCUAAUGCUUGUAAGCAUAACGUUAAUGGUACAACAGAAUCAUCAUCUACUAAUAUAAAAACUAUAAAUAAAGGGGCAGUGUUGAAUUCAGUUAAAUCAUUUUGGGAAACUGAUAUGGAGAGUGACAUAGAGAGUCACAGUACACCAGCCUGGAAACAAAAAACUACCAUCAAUCAAGUGAAAGAACCAUUGAAAGAAACACCUAAUGUAACUAUCUUGCAACCUGAAAAGAGAAAAGCUAAGGGUAGCAUGAUAACAGUAAGAGGCUUAAAAAAUAAAAUAAACAAUAAAACAAUACUAAAUGAGGUAAAGAAACCUUCAGCUAGCCCCCAAAAAGUAGAUAUGCCUAAAGAAAUGGAACCUGCAAAACCUAAGGCUGCAACAAAUAAAAAGACAGCAAGACAAACAAAAAAAGAUACAACAAAACCCAAUGAAAGUGUUCUUAAUACAAGAUCUACACGUAACUCAAAGAAGCUUCAAGAUUGUUUCUGUAGUGAUGAUGUAUCAAAUGACAGUAAUACCCAAACGAAAAAAAUGAAACAAAAAAAUACAGCUAAACCAACAAAGACUGUCAAACCAAAAGCAAACAAAAAAAGCACUCCAAAAGACACCAAAUGUGUGCCAAAAACAACUAUACAAACAAGAAGAAGCAAAGAAUUACAAUCAGUCUUAAAUACCACGCAUGAUUCGGGCAGUAGUAUUAACAUUUCUGGUAGAAGUUCAAGAUCAAUGAAAAGGCUAGAAAAUUCGAAAGAAAAUAUUGAACCAAUAAUAACGAGAAGUGGGAGUAAAAACAUUGAUGAUGAACAAAUAUUUCCUGAAAAAUCUGUUAGGGCGAAUGGAAAUUCAAAUUUAGACUUACAAAAGAAAAGGCUGCUGGAUGAGGAAGAAAGUAUUUCAGAAAGAAAAAGGAGUAAAAUUGAUAAUAAUUUUGUACAAUCUGAUAAACGAAAUGAUAACCAGCAUUCCGAUUUUGAUGAUAAUGAUUUUAUGUUUAAGAAACCAUCUAUGCCGGUCCGUAAAUCAAAUAAGACCCAAAAGCAUAAUGUUACUGAAGUACUUAUUUCUAAAUCAUCACAACAACUUACUCAGAAAAUGAACCAAGACUCUGACAGCCAUACCAAAAAUUUACAAGAUUUAGAUUCAGAUAAUAACAACCAAACAGUAAAUUCUCAAAACAGCAGCGAUGUUUCAAUGAAACCCAGCUUUAUAAAACGGAAACUUUUCACACAAAAAUUAGACCUCCUUGAGAAUAAAAACCUAAAUAGCGAUUUAGCUGCACCAAGUCCUCAGACGAAAUCAAAUGUAUGUAAAGAGAAGAAUAAAACAAGGAAAUUAGUAACAUCCCAAUCGUGUCUCAGUAGAGAUGUUGUAGAUGAUGAAAAUAAUGUUUUGGAUCUGAUACACAAAAUUGUACCAGCCGAUCAAAUGAAUUUAACUACUGCAAGUAAUAAGAGGACGAAUAAAAGUAACAAAGUACCAGAUGAUAAUUGGGAUGUGGCCUCUGUUGUGUCUCAAUGUAACAGUGCUGAUGGUAGCGAUACAUAUACAGAUGAAGAAAUAUUCAAUGUACAUAAUACUAUUAAGAAGAAAGGUGAUACCAAGAAAAAACAAGAAACUAAAGCUAUCAAAACUGCAAUAGGAGAUUGUAAGGUUGUUCUGCAAAAUGUAAUAAAGCCUAAUGCUUGUAAGCAUAACGUUAAUGGUACAACAGAAUCAUCAUCUACUAAUAUAAAAACUAUAAAUAAAGGGGCAGUGUUGAAUUCAGUUAAAUCAUUUUGGGAAACUGAUAUGGAGAGUGACAUAGAGAGUCACAGUACACCAGCCUGGAAACAAAAAACUACCAUCAAUCAAGUGAAAGAACCAUUGAAAGAAACACCUAAUGUAACUAUCUUGCAACCUGAAAAGAGAAAAGCUAAGGGUAGCAUGAUAACAGUAAGAGGCUUAAAAAAUAAAAUAAACAAUAAAACAAUACUAAAUGAGGUAAAGAAACCUUCAGCUAGCCCCCAAAAAGUAGAUAUGCCUAAAGAAAUGGAACCUGCAAAACCUAAGGCUGCAACAAAUAAAAAGACAGCAAGACAAACAAAAAAAGAUACAACAAAACCCAAUGAAAGUGUUCUUAAUACAAGAUCUACACGUAACUCAAAGAAGCUUCAAGAUUGUUUCUGUAGUGAUGAUGUAUCAAAUGACAGUAAUACCCAAACGAAAAAAAUGAAACAAAAAAAUACAGCUAAACCAACAAAGACUGUCAAACCAAAAGCAAACAAAAAAAGCACUCCAAAAGACACCAAAUGUGUGCCAAAAACAACUAUACAAACAAGAAGAAGCAAAGAAUUACAAUCAGUCUUAAAUACCACGCAUGAUUCGGGCAGUAGUAUUAACAUUUCUGGUAGAAGUUCAAGAUCAAUGAAAAGGCUAGAAAAUUCGAAAGAAAAUAUUGAACCAAUAAUAACGAGAAGUGGGAGUAAAAACAUUGAUGAUGAACAAAUAUUUCCUGAAAAAUCUGUUAGGGCGAAUGGAAAUUCAAAUUUAGACUUACAAAAGAAAAGGCUGCUGGAUGAGGAAGAAAGUAUUUCAGAAAGAAAAAGGAGUAAAAUUGAUAAUAAUUUUGUACAAUCUGAUAAACGAAAUGAUAACCAGCAUUCCGAUUUUGAUGAUAAUGAUUUUAUGUUUAAGAAACCAUCUAUGCCGGUCCGUAAAUCAAAUAAGACCCAAAAGCAUAAUGUUACUGAAGUACUUAUUUCUAAAUCAUCACAACAACUUACUCAGAAAAUGAACCAAGACUCUGACAGCCAUACCAAAAAUUUACAAGAUUUAGAUUCAGAUAAUAACAACCAAACAGUAAAUUCUCAAAACAGCAGCGAUGUUUCAAUGAAACCCAGCUUUAUAAAACGGAAACUUUUCACACAAAAAUUAGACCUCCUUGAGAAUAAAAACCUAAAUAGCGAUUUAGCUGCACCAAGUCCUCAGACGAAAUCAAAUGUAUGUAAAGAGAAGAAUAAAACAAGGAAAUUAGUAACAUCCCAAUCGUGUCUCAGUAGAGAUGUUGUAGAUGAUGAAAAUAAUGUUUUGGAUCUGAUACACAAAAUUGUACCAGCCGAUCAAAUGAAUUUAACUACUGCAAGUAAUAAGAGGACGAAUAAAAGUAACAAAGUACCAGAUGAUAAUUGGGAUGUGGCCUCUGUUGUGUCUCAAUGUAACAGUGCUGAUGGUAGCGAUACAUAUACAGAUGAAGAAAUAUUCAAUGUACAUAAUACUAUUAAGAAGAAAGGUGAUACCAAGAAAAAACAAGAAACUAAAGCUAUCAAAACUGCAAUAGGAGAUUGUAAGGUUGUUCUGCAAAAUGUAAUAAAGCCUAAUGCUUGUAAGCAUAACGUUAAUGGUACAACAGAAUCAUCAUCUACUAAUAUAAAAACUAUAAAUAAAGGGGCAGUGUUGAAUUCAGUUAAAUCAUUUUGGGAAACUGAUAUGGAGAGUGACAUAGAGAGUCACAGUACACCAGCCUGGAAACAAAAAACUACCAUCAAUCAAGUGAAAGAACCAUUGAAAGAAACACCUAAUGUAACUAUCUUGCAACCUGAAAAGAGAAAAGCUAAGGGUAGCAUGAUAACAGUAAGAGGCUUAAAAAAUAAAAUAAACAAUAAAACAAUACUAAAUGAGGUAAAGAAACCUUCAGCUAGCCCCCAAAAAGUAGAUAUGCCUAAAGAAAUGGAACCUGCAAAACCUAAGGCUGCAACAAAUAAAAAGACAGCAAGACAAACAAAAAAAGCUACAACAAAACCCAAUGAAAGUGUUCUUAAUACAAGAUCUACACGUAACUCAAAGAAGCUUCAAGAUUGUUUCUGUAGUGAUGAUGUAUCAAAUGACAGUAAUACCCAAACGAAAAAAAUGAAACAAAAAAAUACAGCUAAACCAACAAAGACUGUCAAACCAAAAGCAAACAAAAAAAGCACUCCAAAAGACACCAAAUGUGUGCCAAAAACAACUAUACAAACAAGAAGAAGCAAAGAAUUACAAUCAGUCUUAAAUACCACGCAUGAUUCGGGCAGUAGUAUUAACAUUUCUGGUAGAAGUUCAAGAUCAAUGAAAAGGCUAGAAAAUUCGAAAGAAAAUAUUGAACCAAUAAUAACGAGAAGUGGGAGUAAAAACAUUAUUUGUGUGCUUGUAAAAAAUAUAAAUGUGCAAUCACAUAGUGAUGAUGAACAAAUAUUUCCUGAAAAAUCUGUUAGGGCGAAUGGAAAUUCAAAUUUAGACUUACAAAAGAAAAGGCUGCUGGAUGAGGAAGAAAGUAUUUCAGAAAGAAAAAGGAGUAAAAUUGAUAAUAAUUUUGUACAAUCUGAUAAACGAAAUGAUAACCAGCAUUCCGAUUUUGAUGAUAAUGAUUUUAUGUUUAAGAAACCAUCUAUGCCGGUCCGUAAAUCAAAUAAGACCCAAAAGCAUAAUGUUACUGAAGUACUUAUUUCUAAAUCAUCACAACAACUUACUCAGAAAAUGAACCAAGACUCUGACAGCCAUACCAAAAAUUUACAAGAUUUAGAUUCAGAUAAUAACAACCAAACAGUAAAUUCUCAAAACAGCAGCGAUGUUUCAAUGAAACCCAGCUUUAUAAAACGGAAACUUUUCACACAAAAAUUAGACCUCCUUGAGAAUAAAAACCUAAAUAGCGAUUUAGCUGCACCAAGUCCUCAGACGAAAUCAAAUGUAUGUAAAGAGAAGAAUAAAACAAGGAAAUUAGUAACAUCCCAAUCGUGUCUCAGUAGAGAUGUUGUAGAUGAUGAAAAUAAUGUUUUGGAUCUGAUACACAAAAUUGUACCAGCCGAUCAAAUGAAUUUAACUACUGCAAGUAAUAAGAGGACGAAUAAAAGUAACAAAGUACCAGAUGAUAAUUGGGAUGUGGCCUCUGUUGUGUCUCAAUGUAACAGUGCUGAUGGUAGCGAUACAUAUACAGAUGAAGAAAUAUUCAAUCUAUCAAAACUGCAAUAG
Molecule: messenger RNA, 5909 nt
Organism: Colias croceus (clouded yellow)
Lineage: Eukaryota; Metazoa; Arthropoda; Insecta; Lepidoptera; Pieridae
Exons: 11
Coding region: 240-5909 (1889 amino acids)
Source: RefSeq, a predicted model, not a curated record